This is a messenger RNA of Trichechus manatus latirostris (Florida manatee), 1432 nucleotides long. RefSeq names its product PDZ and LIM domain 1 (gene PDLIM1). Gene Ontology annotation, cellular component: adherens junction; filamentous actin; Z disc. Bases 88 to 1077 code for a protein of 329 amino acids. The record is from RefSeq and is a predicted model, not a curated record. Gene Ontology annotation, biological process: heart development; muscle structure development; actin cytoskeleton organization. The transcript is spliced from 7 exons. NCBI's taxonomy places the organism in Eukaryota, Metazoa, Chordata, Mammalia, Sirenia, Trichechidae. Gene Ontology annotation, molecular function: actin binding; muscle alpha-actinin binding.
CCGCGGCCCCAGGCUCCCAGCCCCGCGCCGCGCGCUCUUUCUCCAACACCCCAGUCCUACCCCGUCUGUCUCGCCUGCCGCUGCGCCAUGACCACCCAGCAGAUAGUCCUCCAGGGCCCGGGACCAUGGGGCUUCCGCCUUGUCGGGGGCAAGGACUUUGAGCAGCCGCUCGCCAUUUCCCGGGUCACUCCUGGAAGCAAGGCUGCUAUCGCUGAUUUAUAUAUCGGAGACGUAAUCACAGCCAUUAAUGGGGAAAAUACUAGCAAUAUGACGCACUUGGAAGCUCAGAACAAAAUCAAGGGUUGCACAGACAACAUGACUCUCACAGUGGCCAGAUCUGAACAUAAAAUCUGGUCUCCUCUGGUGACCGAGGAAGGGAAGCGUCAUCCAUACAAGAUGAAUUUAGCUUCUGAACCUCAAGAGGUCCUGCACAUAGGAAGUGCCCACAACCGAAGCGCCAUGCCCUUUACUGCCUCACCUGCCUCCAGCAGUACCCCCAGGGUCAUCACCAACCAGUACAACAACCCAGCUGGCCUCUACUCUUCUGAAAACAUCUCCAACUUCAACCACGCCUUGGAGUCAAAGACGGCAGCCAGCGGGGUGGAGACAAAUGGCAGCCCCUUAGAGUAUUCUCAGCUUCCAAGCGGCCUCGUCAUCAACAAAGAAUCUGAAGUUUACAAGAUGCUUCAGGAGAAACAGGAGUUAAAUGAGCCUCCGAAACAGUCCACUUCAUUCCUGGUUUUGCAAGAAAUUCUGGAGUCUGAGGAAAAAGGGGAUCCCAACAAGCCUUCAGGAUUCAGAAGUGUUAAGGCUCCGGUCACCAAAGUGGCUGCAUCAAUUGGAAAUGCUCAGAAGUUGCCCAUGUGUGACAAAUGUGGCACUGGCAUUGUAGGCGUGUUUGUGAAGCUGCGGGACAGGCACCGCCAUCCUGAGUGUUAUGUGUGCACUGACUGUGGCACCAACCUGAAACAGAAGGGCCAUUUCUUCGUGGAGGAUCAAAUCUACUGUGAAAAGCACGCCCGGGAGCGGGUCACGCCGCCUGAGGGCUACGAUGUGAUCACUGUGUUCCCCAAGUGACCCAGCGGGUCUGCACCGACUGCUGCUCUCCAUCCAGCCCCUGCUGCAGUUUGUUCUCUACGUGUUCUGGCUCUUUCCUCUCUUGAAAGCACCAUGCUUUUCUUGGUUUGAUCCCUGCUCAUUAACCUUGGAGUCCCCCAGCCUUUGCUAACCGACUCACACUGGCCUUGUGAUGCCUGCUUUUACACUUAAUGGGAGGUGGUUUUGUUCUGUGCCCCUUGCCAGCAUCACUGUGUUUUGUCUUCAACUCAGUUCUCUGCUGCAAGUGGACAUCAGCUAAAUCUAAACCAGACUGAAUUUAGUAUGUCUGACAUUGAUUCAUUUUUACUCAAUAAAUUUACAGACUCUGAAGCAG